Laccaria bicolor S238N-H82 is the source of this 1047-nucleotide messenger RNA. RefSeq lists its product as uncharacterized. Lineage: Eukaryota; Fungi; Basidiomycota; Agaricomycetes; Agaricales; Hydnangiaceae. The record is from RefSeq and is a predicted model, not a curated record. The coding region runs from base 1 to 1047 and encodes 348 amino acids. The transcript is spliced from 19 exons.
AUGUCGCUUUUUCCAGGAAAUAAACUUCCCAAGUUCGACAAUUCGCUUGGGGCGCUCCUCAUUGGUGGCAUGGUCGCCAUGGCGCUCUGGGGCGUGACCUGCGUUCAAAGUUACUCGUAUUUUACCAGUCCGUCAAAAGAUCGUCCUUUCAUUAAAUUUACGGUCGCAUUUCUUCUGAUUUUGGAUACAUUCGACUCGGCGUUGAACACCCACAUUCUUUAUCACUACAUGGUCACCAAUUAUGUCAAUCCUUUUGCACUUUUGGUGCCAGUAUGGAGCAUUAUCAUCCAUGUCACCAUUACGCCGGGUAUCCUCCAGUCGCUUUCCAACUUCAUCAUUCGGACGAUGUUUGCCCUUCGUAUAUAUCGGCUCAGCAAAGGAAAUAGACCGCUAACAGGCUGGAUUAUGGCCGUAUCAACCACGGAUCUAGUUGUCGGCCUCGUUAUUACCGUGAAAGCAGCUGAAGAAAAUUUCGGUGCGAUUCCCAGCGUUCUUUGGACCCUUUCACCGCCGUUUUUACUUCUCGUACUCCAGUUCUUGAUGUAUCUGACAUUUGCAGUGGGUACAACAAGUGACCUUAGUCUUGCUCUUGCGCUAUGCUAUCUGCUCCAUCGCUCUCGGACGGGCUUCCGAAAGACAGACUCUUUAAUCAAAGUGCUUAUAUUAUACACUGUCAACACUGGCAUGAUUGUUGCACUUGACGCAAGCCUCGGAAUGAUCAUGUAUGUCUUGAUGCCUGACAAUCUCAUCUUCCUUGGCAUCUACCUCCUCCUAAGCAAAUUAUACCUCAAUUCAUACCUUGCAGCCCUGAAUGCUCGCAGAGAUCUUCGAGACAAGGGUGACGACACACCAGUCUCUAUCCAUCUAUCUCAAAUCUCACAAACCCGGAGGUUUGACAUAGAGGGUAACCUGCCGUCGGUCAAUGAAAAGAGCCGUCGCACGUCCAACUUGGCAAUUUCAAUCGAAACGCUGGUUGACAGAAAAGUUGACUACGCACCUCCAGCUACGAACACUGGGAACCCUCAUCCGUUCUCUAGAAGUGUGUAA